Molecule: messenger RNA, 2183 nt
Organism: Exaiptasia diaphana
Lineage: Eukaryota; Metazoa; Cnidaria; Anthozoa; Actiniaria; Aiptasiidae
Product: guanine nucleotide-binding protein G(i) subunit alpha
Exons: 9
Coding region: 238-1302 (354 amino acids)
Biological process (GO): adenylate cyclase-modulating G protein-coupled receptor signaling pathway
Cellular component (GO): heterotrimeric G-protein complex
Molecular function (GO): G protein-coupled receptor binding; GTP binding; GTPase activity
Source: RefSeq, a predicted model, not a curated record
UGCUCGUAGCAGCAAUAACGCCAUAAAGAACCAAGCAGGAAAACACUGUACUCUUACCAAAAAAUAUUCCAUGGCRGACUCAUGAUCAACGUUYUCGCCAUUUGGACGACACUGGAACACAUUUGAAACAUCCUUCUUGGAUUUUGACUACAGAUUUUGAAGAUUUUUGAGCAUAAAAGGCGAUUGUUUCGGUUGGAAAUUAAGUGAAGUCUUGCAUUGAAAUCUCUCUCUCUCGUCAUGGGUUGUACUUUGAGCGCCGAAGACAAGGCGGCUGUCGAACGGAGUAAAAUGAUCGACAAAAAUCUCCGGGCUGAUGGGGAAAGAGCAGCUCGCGAAGUAAAGCUCCUCUUAUUAGGUGCUGGGGAAUCAGGAAAAAGUACCAUCGUCAAACAGAUGAAAAUUAUUCAUGAGUCAGGGUACUCAAAAGAUGAAUGUGCCCAGUACAAACAAGUUGUGUAUAGCAACACAAUCCAGUCUAUGAUAGCCAUUAUUAGAGCUAUGGGAACACUAAAGAUAGAUUUUGGUCAYGCUGCUAGAGCGGAUGAUGCAAGAGACAUGUUUGCACUAGCAGGCAGUAUGGAAGAUGUUAAAUUCACUCAAGAAUUGGUAUCGAUAAUGAGAAGAUUAUGGUCAGAUUCUGGAGUGCAAGCUUGUUUCGCUCGAUCAAGGGAGUACCAGUUGAAUGACUCCGCAUCAUACUACUUAAAUGCACUAGACAGAUUAGGUUCACCGGACUACAUUCCAACWGAACAAGAUGUACUACGAACAAGAGUUAAGACUACAGGAAUCGUUGAAACACACUUUACAUUCAAAGACUUGCACUUUAAGAUGUUUGAUGUUGGAGGCCAGAGAUCAGAAAGAAAGAAGUGGAUACAUUGUUUUGAAGGAGUAACGGCCAUUAUCUUUUGUGUUGCUUUGAGUGCAUACGACUUGGUCCUUGCUGAAGAUGAAGAGAUGAACAGAAUGAUGGAGAGCAUGAAACUUUUCGACUCAAUCUGCAAUAAUAAGUGGUUCACAGACACAUCCAUCAUCUUGUUCUUGAACAAAAAAGAYUUGUUUGCAGAAAAGAUUACCAAAUCACCCUUGUCUAUUUGCUUCCCUGAAUAUACAGGGUCAAAUACCUAUGAAGAAGCUGCAGCCUACAUUCAGAUGCAAUUUGAAAACCUAAACAAAAGAAAAGACACUAAAGAGAUCUACACACAUUUUACCUGUGCAACAGAUACCAAUAAUAUCCAGUUUGUCUUUGAUGCGGUCACUGAUGUGAUUAUUAAAAACAACCUGAAAGACUGUGGUCUCUUUUAAUAGAAAAACCAUACAUAAGAAGCUGAGCUCAACCAGAUGUGGCAGUUGGCAGCAGUGUGUGUACAUUAUCCUGUAAAGAUCACAUAACAAUAGCAAUCAUAAAACUGUUUUUAUAUUAAGUGCAUAUAAUAUUGCCAAUCCCUUGUUGAGUUCAAGUGCAGAAACCAAAAAUUCAAUUCCUCUUUGAUUUCCCAGUCAUGCAUUGCAGCCACUGAGAACUGCCCAUGCGAAGUCCCCAGAGCCUGUUGAUCACAAAUUAAGGAAGCACUGGUGGMUGCAACCAAAACGUGAUGUAGAUUUGACAAACCAGAUGAGAUAUGAUACCAUUUUAAUGUGUAAUGACCGAGCCAUUUGGUGGCUAUAUCCUUGUUUCAAGUAUUCUUUCCAAUCAGACAAAUGGUUAAGUGCAGUGCAUAGUCAUAAAUCUCAUCAUAUUGGUGAUUGGAAAAUAAGGAACAGGGUUGUACAACAACUAACUAGCAACUUAAAAGUGUCCUUAGUAUAAACUAAGUUGAACCAAUGCAAAAAGCAAGGAGCAUGGAGGUGUAUAUCAAGUGGCUGUGUACAAAUCUUAGUGUAUAAAAAAAUAGCUCAACUUUGAUAUUUUGUCUGGUUUGGAACCUGUUUAGAACGUGUUUUUGCUUUCAUUUGAUGUCCACUUUCCCCUCCAAGAAGGUUAAUUUGAUGUGUUUGUGUAUAUUCUUACCAUCGGUGCAUGUACAUGCCAUUUGGACUGUAUCUMGUAGUAGAUACAACAAACCAAUAAUUUAGUUUAUUGUGAAUGAGAUAGUAGAAAUAGAUAAUGUAAAUCUACAGUACAAUUCAGGCUGGCCGGAUGAUUUUGUCAUAAAAGAGUAUUAAAGUAUUAUGAUUUUAUUGUG